Molecule: messenger RNA, 453 nt
Organism: Nicotiana tabacum (common tobacco)
Lineage: Eukaryota; Viridiplantae; Streptophyta; Magnoliopsida; Solanales; Solanaceae
Source: RefSeq, a predicted model, not a curated record
AUGCUAAUAGCAAAGAAUGGAGAAAUGAUCAACAAUACUGAGGAGGUUCAGAAGGAAAUAAUGGGCUUCUAUAAACAAUUGUUGGGUUCAACUUCUAAAAAUAUGUCAGCAAUACACCCUGGUAUUCUACAACAUGGAACCAGACUUAACAGGAGGCAACAACUCCAGCUCAUAAAACCAUUCACUAAGGAAUAUGUAUUGCAAGCCCUGAAAGGAAUAGAUGACAUGAAGGAAACUGGAGGAGAUGGAUUUAUCUCAUACUUUUUUAAGAAGGCAUGGCCUACUAUAGGAGAUGAUGUAACUAAGGCAGUUUUGGACUAUUUUGAAACUGGUACUAUGUACCAGCCUAUAAAUACUACCUCGGUUACCUUGAUCUGGAAAGUGAAAAACCCUUCCUCAAUUAAAGAAUACAAGCCCAUUUCCUGUUGCACUACUCUGUACAAAAUUGUGUAA